AUGCAUUUGAAAAAGUUUUUCAAUGAUGAAGGAGAAAUAGGUUUGUAAUUUACAUAAAAUUAAAAAAAAAUUCAAAAAUUCCGUUUCCAGCUCAAUCAAAAAGAAUGACCGAUUUCACAUUUGAAGAUAUAAUGAAGCUUGGAAAUUUGAUCAACAAAUCUUCAAAAAUCGAAUUGAGUUGCAUCCAAUUAUCAUUCAGACCGAGUGAUGAUGAUUUAUUUCGAUUGUCAGAUCAAAAUAUGACAAUCAGAAAUAUUCCCGGUGAAAUAUGUCCGCAACAAAAAAUAACAGAUUAUCUAUUCAUGAAUGCCACAAUAUUGAUUCUCGAAGAAAAAUUACUUGAAAAAGAUUUGGAAUGGGCUGGUCUCUAUGGAGAGAUUCCCGCCAGAAAACGUCUACUGAAUAUACAUUGUCGCAACCGACACGAUCAUCUUUUGAUCAAAAAUUUUUUAUUGAAUUUUUUUAGCGAGCACUUCGUCCCGGUGGAAUAUAGUCUUCCUCACUGCUUUUAUUAUCAUGUGUACACGGGAUUUCAGGCUAUUCCAGGCAGACGUUCAAUGUAUUCUAAGGAAAUUGAUCUUGACUUUUUUGGAGGUGCCAGUGGUUAA
Molecule: messenger RNA, 608 nt
Organism: Caenorhabditis angaria
Lineage: Eukaryota; Metazoa; Nematoda; Chromadorea; Rhabditida; Rhabditidae
Source: the annotation of a GenBank genome assembly